Aedes albopictus (Asian tiger mosquito) is the source of this 660-nucleotide messenger RNA. RefSeq lists its product as uncharacterized. Lineage: Eukaryota; Metazoa; Arthropoda; Insecta; Diptera; Culicidae. The transcript has a single exon. The record is from RefSeq and is a predicted model, not a curated record. Gene Ontology annotation, molecular function: nucleic acid binding; zinc ion binding. The coding region runs from base 1 to 660 and encodes 219 amino acids.
AUGGAGGGCAUGUUUGGACAGGAUGAGAAUGCUGCGGUGGGCGAUGACGGCGAAGAGAGGUUUGAAGAUGCCACCGACGGGGAUGCUACACACACACUUGCAGAUGUAAUCGCGGCGUUCGACGACUACUGCCUUCCUCGUAAAAACGUAGCCAUGGAAGAAGCCUUCAAAUUUAAUUCAAUCGCCCAGAAGGAAAAGCAGACAUUCGCCGAAUUCGAGACGGAGUUGAGGACGCAAAUCCAAUAUUGCGAGUUCAGCUGUGCUAAAUGUCAGACACCGUACAGUGAUCGGAUGCUGCGCGACAGAAUUAUCAUCGGAAUCCAGGAUAAAAAGUUGCAGCUGAAGCUGUUGGACGGCAGAGACGACCCGCUAGCAAAGAUUAUUGAUACGUGUAAAAUCUUUGAGGCCGCAUCGGAAAAUAAGCAGCUCUUGGACAGAAAGGAUAAUCUUCUCGACGUGAAGCUGGUUUCGAAGAAGGUGGAAGCUGAUUCGGAAGUGAAAACCGUGGAUGCAGUUACACGUAACCGUUGCUACAGUUGUGGAAGGCAGUUCAAUCUCAACCAUCGAAGGAUGUGUCCGGCCGUGAAUGCUGAGUGUUACGCCUGUGGGGAGACGGGCCACUACAGCAAGUGCUGCCGAAAAAAGUCGACGAAACCGUAG